AUGGGACAAGAAUCAUGUUCUCAAGAAGAUUGCUUUGACUUGUUGAAUCAGUUUGAACAUGUUCUUGAAUCUGACCCUCUCAUUGAUGAGGUUGGGUUUAUUCACCCCUCACUGUUCACAAUUCUGGAUAAAGAAGCAGGGUCCUCCAGUGAGGAAGCCUCAACAAGUUUCUGGAAUCAAGAUCAUAAACUUGGAAUAUCUACUGAUAUACUUAUUCAAUUAUGUAAAGUUGCAAAACAUGCGUUCUUGACUGCACUUAAGGAGUACAAACGCCAUGAAAACGCAUCUAGUGAGUUCCUUACCGAAAAUAUCUCAUCUGGGGUCUCUUGUCCUACCCUUGAGAGCAAAGUCAUGAAGCAUAGCCAAGCACUUUUGCUGUUAAGCUCAGACUUUGGAACUGCAUGGAAUGCGAGGAAGUUGAUCUUGUCUAAACAAAAUCAACCCUAUGGAUUCACGGAAGAGCUUCGUCUUUCUAGGCUCGUUCUUUCGAACUUUUCAAAGAGUGAGCCAACAUGGAGCCAUAGAAGGUGGAUAAUUAAGAUGAUCUCUCAGAGUUUUUCCACACCACAAGAGAUUAUCACCAAAGAGUCUGAGCUGGUGGAAUCAAUAGGCGAGAGAUCAAAGAUGAACUACCGUGCAUGGUAUCACCGUUGCUGGUUAGUUUCCUACAUGACAAUCGAGCAGGUGCUACAAGAGUUGAACAAAUGUAAAAGGUGGGCAGGGCUGCAUGUAGCUGAUAGUUCUUGCUUCCAUUAUCGCAGACGGCUGAUGCUCAGGGUUUUAGAGCCACUUAAGGUGAAAGGAAGCAAUGAUAAUGAUAAAACUGAGGCACAUAAAAUCUGGAUGGAAGAGCUUGAUUGGAACAAAGAGUUGGUAAUACGUUACUUGGGACGAGAGGCACUAUGGCUUCACAGGAGGUUUCUCUCACUAACUUGGCUAAUGUAUUUCUGCGGCAAUCAGUCAUCUGAAACCGGAGAGUGUAUUGUCAUGAAUGAAGAAAUUGGUAUCUUCGUUGAUAAUGAGAUCUAUCUUCUUCAAUCUUCUAUGACCUUUCCUGAUAACAAGUUUGAAGAUUUCCAAGCUCAAGCACUGCAUGCUUCUGUCUACAUGCUUUGGCUGACAAAGAAUAUUCCAGAAUUGUGGAGAAUGCUUGAAGAGAAGCUUGGAACAGAGAAACUCAAGUGUGUACUGAACACAGUUGAUCAAGAGAGACCCUCCUUGCUUUUGCAUCAGAUAGAUAUUUUUGCAGCUAAACAUAACAAUGAUUGUUGACUAAUGUUGUUGUGAUACAGUGAUGUCUCAAUAUUGUACAUCUCAUAUUUGAUUUUUUUACUUGAAAUAAAAGGUUUCCAUGUUUUACAGCG
Molecule: messenger RNA, 1364 nt
Organism: Eruca vesicaria subsp. sativa (arugula)
Lineage: Eukaryota; Viridiplantae; Streptophyta; Magnoliopsida; Brassicales; Brassicaceae
Source: the annotation of a GenBank genome assembly